CACCACCGAACAACAACUGGAGCAGAGUAGUAGUAGGACUCAACAACUCUGUCCUAUCCUCUCCUCUGCUCUCGAUCUUGCCCCGGCCCCGCCUGCUUCUUCUUUCCUGUGUUGGCCGGCGCCGCCGCGCGCGCGAUCGAUGGCGUCGGGCGACAACAAGCCGAGGAGCGAGGAGGAGUGGCGCGCCGUCCUCUCCCCCGAGCAGUUCCGCGUCCUCCGCCAGAAGGGCACCGAGUUGCCUGGAACAGGAGAGUACAACAAGUUCUACGGUGGCGGGGACUACAACUGUGCUGGCUGUGGGACGCCCCUGUACAAGUCCACCACCAAAUUUGACUCCGGCUGUGGCUGGCCCGCCUUCUUUGAAGGACUUCCUGGAGCCAUAACUCGGACGGCUGACCCUGAUGGUAGGAGGGUAGAGAUCACCUGCACUGCUUGUGGCGGGCAUUUGGGCCAUGUGUUCAAGGGAGAAGGCUUCAAGACGCCUACCGAUGAGCGCCACUGCGUGAACAGCGUUUCGAUCAAGUUCACUCCUGCCUCCUGAAUCCUUCUUUCUGAAGUUAUUUGGAUGGGCUUCCAAGAUCUCAAACAACGGAAGCAAAAAAACACAAUAAUGAUUAUGGCCAUAGAAUCCUUUUUUUCAUGAAUUUCCCUGAUCAGAAACUCUGGAAAACGGAUGUGCAAUAUGGAUUAGCUCCUGCCAAAACAUUUGCAUGUAACUGUAGCCGACAUGUGCAUGUUGCUCCUGUUAAUUGGGCUGAACUCUUGUAAAGUUUGCAUCGCCUGAAACCGUUACCUAUAUAUAUGCUAUGCCACCUUCUUAA
Lolium rigidum is the source of this 821-nucleotide messenger RNA. Its product is annotated as peptide methionine sulfoxide reductase B5. The transcript is spliced from 3 exons. Gene Ontology annotation, biological process: response to oxidative stress; protein repair. The record is from RefSeq and is a predicted model, not a curated record. Lineage: Eukaryota; Viridiplantae; Streptophyta; Magnoliopsida; Poales; Poaceae. Gene Ontology annotation, molecular function: peptide-methionine (R)-S-oxide reductase activity. Bases 140 to 541 code for a protein of 133 amino acids.